Messenger RNA from Malassezia vespertilionis, 3882 nucleotides. RefSeq lists its product as uncharacterized. Bases 1 to 3882 code for a protein of 1293 amino acids. Lineage: Eukaryota; Fungi; Basidiomycota; Malasseziomycetes; Malasseziales; Malasseziaceae. The transcript is spliced from 2 exons. The record is from RefSeq and is a predicted model, not a curated record.
AUGCUGCAUGCUCCAGCACGUAUUGACGCUCCGGCAGCGAAGCGCGCGCCGUUUGUGCCGCAGCGCCGCGUACAAGCGCCUACACAUACGUACAUGGAUGCGUACGCAAACGAGAGUCAUACGCACUUUGUAUCGCGCGCACCAUCGCCAGCAAGCUCUACAGAUGAUCCGUUGCUGCUGCAUGAUGACUCUUCUUUAAAUAUGACAUUCCAUGCGGCACAAGGGAAUGCUGACCUUGUUUCUAUGGUGCGAAGAUUGGAGCGCGAGGAUCUUGGAAUAACAGGCACGCCGCGACGUACUUUGCCGAAGCGCUCGCUGCCCAUAUCGACGCCGGAUAGGAGUGUUUCGCGCAGCGCUGUGCAGGAGCACACGCCGCGCCAGGUGCCGCCAUCGCCGCAGAAAACCACGAUGCGCGCAACGCCGCAACGGACACAAGUGAAAGCGGAUGCGUCGACGCCCAGAGCGCGACCCGCACCAUUUGCGCCGCGAGCCACGCCGAGCUUGUAUGAUCGAUCGCUUGGUCUGCGUGGGCGUCUUAGUCUGAUCAAGUCGCCGGACAAGUCGAUGCAGGUGUAUGGAGAUUUGCCAGAGUUGCAAUCGGUGGAGGACAAUGCGGCGGAGGCACAAGCCGAGUCGGAGCCGGAGCGGGAAUCUGAGCGGGAAUCUGAGCCGGAAUCUGAGCCGGAAUCUGAGCCGGAAUCUGAGCCGGAAUCUGAGCGGGACUCGGAGCGGGACUCGGAGCGGGACUCGGAGCGGGACUCGGAGCGGGACUCGGAGCGGGACUCGGAGCGGGACUCGGAGCGGGAAUCAGAACUUGCGCCUGCAGUGGAGCAUGCGCCUGUGCUUGAAUCGGACUUGGAGCAUGCGCCCAAACAGCCUCUUUUUCGAUCUCCUUCUACGACAAUGCCUCUGCCACGAUCCGCACGUAAAUUGCAGCGUGCCCGCCAUUCAGACGGCCCUGUAUAUAUUGAUUUUUUGCACGCCGCACUGGACGAGAACGAUGGGGAAAGGGACGAUGCACUCUCGUUUAUUCGCGAAGUAGAUGCCGCACCAGCAAAUACAUUGCACGGCACAAUGCCCUUCCAUCGUGAUCCAAAGGAUACUGCUGUACGGAUGGACGAGUUUGAGCAAGUCGAAUGGCGUAGCGCGGACGCUUCUCGUCGUGAGCCAAAACAAGAUACGCAAGAAACGCCUUUCGCGGAAUCCUUACACCUGGUGCAGGAAAGCAACGAGGACGAAGAGUCAAUACAGGAUCCCCCUGAAUUACACUCGAUAUCGCAAGAGGCAAUCGCCGCCCGUGAGCAUGGGCAUGGUAGUUUUGUCGUAUUCCGAGAAGAGCUCGAGCAGGAAAUGAGUGGGCGUGUUGAUCCCGAAGGUGUGUUUUACGAACAAGAGGAACGCGAAGACAGAGACGUGCUGGAGAUGGACGACGAGGAGAACAGAGACGCGCUGGAAAUGGGCGACGAGGAAGAAAGAGAUGUGCUGGAGAUGGGCGACGAGGAGAAUAGAGACGCGCUGGAAAUGGGCGACGAGGAAGAAAGAGAUGUGCUGGAGAUGGGCGACGAGGAGAAUAGAGACGCGCUGGAAAUGGGCGACGAGGAAGAAAGAGAUGUGCUGGAAAUGGACAAUGAGGAAGAAAACCUCGCGCUGGAGAUGGACAAUGAGGAAGAAAACCUCGCGCUGGAGAUGGACAAUGAGGAAGAAAAUUCCGUGCUAGAGCAAGAAGCGUCCGAAUUGGAACACGCGCUCGAGCCCGAGCGCCAGCCCGAGUUUGGCCACCAGUCCCAAUAUGAGCACAACUCCCCCAUCUCUCCCCAUUUCCAACGUGUCGCUUUCCAUGCCCAUAUCCCAACGUCCCAUGCAUUGCAGGACAAAGCAAUACCACACGAAGCAAACGAAAGCGCGCUACGCAACGUAACUCUCGCUCCGCCAAGCACCGAUCCAACACGCGCCGAUGACGCUGUGGGUGAUAUCGCAGCGCCAACCAGCCCAGACGCCAUUCAGCCGAAACGUCUCGGCAAUUCGCCACGCAAGCCAUCUCCCAUACACCGCUCUUCUCCCCUGCCUAGCGCAUUGGCCAACACCACGCAUGCAUCGCCCCAAGCCCCCUUCGCCAAGCAUUCCACACCGCCCGUCCAUCGCUUCCCCACACACACACAAGCGCGACACCUCGACAACAGCGCAUCGCAGUCCAUGCAGCCACUGCUGCCGCAUAGCCCAGCCAAGACGCCCGCGCCGAAUCUCUUAGCGCGCGCUUCCCCCGUCUCGCCCUCCCCUUGGAAAUCUGUCCAAGUGCAUCUCCCGCCACGCCCCAAACCAUCGCCGCAGCGUGCCAAGCCUACUGUACGUGCCUCGCGUGUUCCUGUGCCUGUACGCCGCCAGCCCAAAGCGUACGUACGCGACGCUGAGGACAAAGACGAGGAGGUAGACAGCGUCGCGCCUGGCGACACGAUUGCAAUUGGAGAUGCAGCGCCAGACGACACGACUUUGGUAACCGACGGGGCUCCGCUUCUGCAGCGCACCCCGCCCAAAGCGCAAAAGCGCAGCCACGACUCCUCUCUGCCACGGCCUGCAAAACGGAUGCGGUACAACAUACAAGCGCCACACGAGCUUGUAUGGUCCAUGCCGUUGCAUGCGCCGACUGCGCCUAUACCCACUCCUGCCGCCCCUGUGCCUGCGACGCCCUAUGCACCAUCCAGCGACGACAGUCUUCUCGAGCAAGACACGCCUAUCCCCGAUAUAGGUCCCCCCGCCCUCGCCGAUCUCAGCGCGAGUCUCAGCGCGUCGUUGCAUUCGCGCGCAGUGAUGCUUGCGCGCCAAAGACCGACGGCCUGUGUCGAAAUCUCGAGUCUCGAUCCCAUCGCUGCCGCACGCGCCGCUGCUAUUCUCAAGGUACACCAUGACUAUAUCCCAGAAGGAUGGCUAGCGCCAGAAGCUGCGCCCAUGUACCCAGCACUGCCCAGCACUGAAGCGAGCACGUCGCAUUCUCUUCCCCGGCUGCUGAUGCAAGCAGAGGCCGGCGAGCGUGGCGCGACUACACAGCCGCCAACGCCGCACGUUCCUGGCGCGUUUGCGCUGCACAGUGCGCCGGUAGUGCAAGCCCAUGUGCUCCGACCGCAAGCCCAAGCAGGACAAUGGUCCGAGCAUGCAUGGGCCGAGCUUGAUCGCCAUAUGCAUCUGGCGCUCGAUGCAGUGCUCGGCAGCAGCACAGACGUGCAGGCCCAGCGCGAAGCAGUGCUGCGUCUGCGCCCCAACGAUGUGCUCUUCGCCUUUCUUGAAGCACAAGGCCUCGCGCUCGAGGAUUUGCACGGAGAAUGGACGCUUGCACGCUUGCACGCGCGCAUUCCUGCGCUUCAAGCGCGGUUUCUGCGCCACCUGGAUGGGCACGCGCCUGAUGCGCUCCUUGAAAAGUCGUUCCACAUGCUUGCCGACGGCGAAGAAGAGGGCCGCGCCGACUUGUCGGCGAUUUCGACUACAAACGACGCCGACGCACGCGGCGAGCAGGAGCCCGGGAACGAGAGUAUGGUGGGUAGACUAUGGGCACGUGUAUGGGGCAAGAGUGAAAUGCCGCCGCCUCGCACGAAAACAAGAGAGCCGGAAAUACAUUUCUCUCCCCCACGCAAGCGCAAUGGAACGUCUACAGUGCAGUCCACUGCAUUUUCGCAUUUGGGACAGGCCGCACAGCGCGACGUGGCUGUCGCUGCCGAGCGUCAUGCUCGUCUGCGGGCGCGUGCAUGGAAAAGCCCACGCAAAGCGCGCCUGCAAGCGAUGCGCAGCGGCGCUUGGCCCGUGGAUCUAUCGCACAGCGGCGACGAAGCGCGCGCUUCGUUUGCAGCCUCGCGCGCCUACUGGCAAGCGCGCGAAACCUCCACCUCCACAUAG